GCAGUUUGACACUUUGUUGCUUCGUGUCGCGAUUCGAUUGACACCCAAGCGGCACUUUCAUAUCGCGGAGUUUUCGUCGUCUCGGGAGGGAAAACUGUUGAAUUUUCGGUGUGAAAAACCUGUGCAUUCCAUUGUAGACUAGGCGGAAGAUUGUGAUUUCGUAGGAAGGAUUCCGAAUAUUUGUAUAGCAAAAUGCACACGGUUUUGACCCGGGGGAAUGCAAUCCUGGCCUAUUCCCUGAGCGUGUUGGCCUUCCUGACCUUCUGCUGCUUCGCGUCGACGUUUUUCUACGACUACCGAACCAAUGCCAAGAUCAACACGGUCAAAGUGCUGGUGAAAAACGUUCCGGACUUCAGCGCUUCCCGGGAGAAGAACGAUCUGGGCUUCCUGACGUUCGAUCUCAGCACCGACCUGAAUGGGCUGUUCAACUGGAACGUGAAGCAGCUGUUCCUCUAUCUGACGGCCGAGUACAAAACGGAGCAGAACGAGCUAAACCAGGUGGUUCUGUGGGACAAGAUUAUCCUCCGGGGCGAGAACGCCAAUCUGGACUUUAAGAACAUGAACACCAAGUACUACUUCUGGGAUGAUGGCAACGGUUUGAAGGGACAUCAAAACGUGACGCUGACUCUGUCGUGGAACAUCAUCCCCAAUGCCGGUCUACUGCCGAGUGUGUUCGCCCAUGGGUUCCAUUCGUUCAAAUUCCCCGAAUCUUACAUGCCAUCGCCGGUCUAACCGGUUCGUUGGAGAAAAGACUUUUUUAGUUUGUAUCUUUCGAUCGAUAACGCACCGUUAAGCAGCUACAAAAGCGCAAGAAGCUGUGGAAGUCUAGUCGGGAUCUUGAGGAGUAGGAUUCCGACCGAGGAAAGUAAAGAUUUAAGGACAGAAACCUAGUAAGUAUUUGGUUCCGAGAUAAAUUAGGUUCAUGUGAGUGGAUUAAAAAGUUGAAAUGUCUGUCAGUCAA
Molecule: messenger RNA, 961 nt
Organism: Aedes aegypti (yellow fever mosquito)
Lineage: Eukaryota; Metazoa; Arthropoda; Insecta; Diptera; Culicidae
Product: signal peptidase complex subunit 3
Exons: 4
Coding region: 193-732 (179 amino acids)
Biological process (GO): protein targeting to ER
Cellular component (GO): membrane; signal peptidase complex
Source: RefSeq, a predicted model, not a curated record